Penicillium mononematosum is the source of this 12246-nucleotide messenger RNA. RefSeq lists its product as uncharacterized. Gene Ontology annotation, molecular function: ATP hydrolysis activity; ATP binding; dynein light intermediate chain binding. Bases 1 to 12246 code for a protein of 4081 amino acids. The transcript has 4 exons. Gene Ontology annotation, biological process: microtubule-based movement. Gene Ontology annotation, cellular component: dynein complex. The record is from RefSeq and is a predicted model, not a curated record. NCBI's taxonomy places the organism in Eukaryota, Fungi, Ascomycota, Eurotiomycetes, Eurotiales, Aspergillaceae.
AUGGAGGUCGCCUCAUCAGGCGUGCCAAAUGGUGCCUCGGCACCAGAGACCCCAGCUUUGGUCGAUUCCGGUGCGGUAAUUCAGUACUUGACCGAAGUGCUCCAGGUGACUCUGGGAGCCCAGAGGUCCGAGUUGGAAAGCGCUGGGAGCUUGCUUUCGGAAUCAAAAUACAAUGAAACACUGCAACGGUGUACGCGAUUCGCCUCGGAAUCGCAAGUCGCACUCUAUGUGCAAAAGGAUAUUGUGACAAUGGAGGAAACCAACGGCGAAACGGAGGACCAAGCGGUGCAAUAUGUCUACAACCUCUCCUCCGAUAUCUCGUCCGCUCCUACAACAGUGUCUUCGGUGGCUAUCAUCAAACGGCCUGCUCCAAUCGACAUGAGUCUUCCGAUAGCGUCGCAGGUCCAAGUCAUGAAUCUUCCUGGUCCCGCUUCUCUCAGCAAUACCACCGCCCAGCAGGGGAAUUCCAUGUCGCCCUACCAGAUCUUACAUCUGAUGAUACACCAUGGUCUUAGUCCUUAUUUCGAAUCCUACACUCGCAGCCAGGAGACGGCAGUCGGUACGAAAUCGAAGACGGACACGGAGGCGAAGACUGGUAUCCCGGGAACAAAGAAGAGAUUCGCAGACCUGGAGCUGGGUUUGAUGCACCUUCAGCAGAAUGUGGAGAUCCCCGCUCUGAACCUUCCUCUUCACGAAGUGGUACAGGCUGCCCUGAAGGAUGCGGAAGCGCGUGGUAUCAAACCAUCGGUCGAGUUGAUCCCGUCAACUGUACUGGAGAGCAGCGCUUUCACAAACAGCAUUCAAAAUGUUGUGAACGGUUGGAUUAGAUCCAUCCAGACGAUCACUAAGAUGUCCCGAGACCCAGAUAGCGAAUCUGCUUCUCCUGAGGUCAACUUCUGGCUGUCUCUAGAGGCUGCCCUAGAGGGAAUCGAUGCUCAGCUCCAAAGCGAGGGUGUUCGGUUGACUAUGGACAUUCUCCGCCAUGCGAAACGGUACCAGCCGACCCUCAGUUUCGUGGCGGACACUGGGCUGAAAGAGGCCACCGAAUUGGUCCAGAAGUACAACCAGCUGAUGCGAGACUUCCCUCUCGAUGAACUCCUGUCUGCGACUUCCUUGCAAAAGGUCCAGGAAUCACUGAACUUGAUUUUCACUCACCUGAAUAAGAAGUUGAAGAUUUGCCCCUACCCCAUCAAGCGGGCACUUUCACUUGUCGAAGCCAUCUCGGGGGAUCUUGAUAAGAAGAUCCAUGAGCUUAUCACUGGACGUACGAUCUUGCACCUGGAUUACCGCGAGUUCCGGUCCUUGAUGAAGACCACACAAGCGAUCUGGCGUACUUGGGACGAGAACUUGAAGGAAUUCACAAACGUUGCGCGUGAAUCGACACGGCGCCGUAACGAGAAAUUCAUUCCAAUCAAAAUCAAUGCGAGACACGACAAAACCCGCGAGCGGGUGAAGUAUGUUGACACCUUCAGGAUUAACCAUGAACAACUUCAGAAAACCAUUAUCAACGUCCUCGGACCCAACAGUUCUUCAUCUGCUGAGAAUGGAGCUGGAGUUGACGCUGACGGCGCUGUGAUCGUCGAGGAGAUUGGUGAUGUUGAUGCUGUGGAGGAAGUUGCGCACGCCUACGCUGCUCUCAAGAACGUGGACGUGUUGGAUGUUUCACCGGAGGGAUCUCUCACCUGGGAGCAGGCCGAAAUUGCCUACAGUGAACGUACUUCCCGCGUUGAGAAUUCUAUCAUUGCUCGCCUACGUGACCGCUUGGCGACCGCCAGGAAUGCCAAUGAGAUGUUCCGUGUUUUCUCGAAGUUCAACGCCCUUCUCGUUCGUCCCAAGAUUCGAGGUGCAAUUGGCGAAUAUCAAACGCAGCUUAUUGACAAUGUCAAGCGGGACAUCAGUGCUUUGCAUGAGCGCUUCAAGCAACAGUACGGUAAUUCGGAGGCUCAUGCUAUGGCCCAAUUACGGGACCUGCCACCCGUGUCGGGUGCCAUUAUCUGGACUCGCCAGAUUGAACAUCAGCUUAAUGGCUACAUGCGCAAGGUCGAAAACGUCCUCGGUGAAAACUGGCACCUACACGCGGAGGGCCAGAAGUUGCAGAAUGAGGGUAACUUGUUCCGCAAGAAGCUCGACACCCGACCUGUCUUCGAGUCAUGGCUGUGGGAUGUUCAACGACGCCAUUUUACAAUCGCUGGACGGCUGUUUAAUGUCGUGCGCAACCGGUCCGCAGGAAACGUUUUGGAGCUUGCAGUCAACUUCGAUGCUCAGAUCAUUGCUCUCUUCAAGGAGGUCCGCAAUCUUAUCUGGCUCAACUUCCAGGUUCCUCAUGCUGUCAGCAAUAUCUCCAAGGAGGCGAAGCGUGUUUACCCCUACGCUAUCAGCCUGAUGGAAAGUGUCCGUACUCUGUUGCAGACGAAUCGAGCAAUCGCGUCGAUGACCGAUGUUAAUAUGCUUCUCAACGGCUACAUGAAUGAUGUACAGAUAAUGGUUGCUAAGGGUAUUCCUCUCCGUUGGGAGUCUUUUGUCCACUCUUACGAGCUGCACGUUAAGCAGUCGGCAUUGGCAAAUGGUGCCAUUGAGGCGUCUUUGCCUGGUCGUUCUGAAAGCAAGCAUGUCCAAUUUGUCCGCGAGUUUGCCAUUUCAGCAUCUACACUUCAGACGAAAACCACCGUACUUGACACUAUCAACGAGAACAUUCAGAAGUCGAUCCAUGAACUCAAGACAUGCCCAUACGAUGCAUCAGCUUUCAAGCAGCGCUUGGACAGCAUCCAAGUUGCUGUUGAUAAGCUUAACCUAGAAAACUACGUGAACCUUGGAUACUGGGUUGCCGAACUUAAUGGGAAGAUUGAGUCAAUUCUGCGAGAUCGACUUCUUCGCGCUGUGCGUGAGUGGAUCACCACCUUCCAAGGCACCAACAAUGAAAACUCGACCACUUCUCAUCAUCAACUGGCGGCGGCCGAGACGGAUGCUUUGAAUUACAAGAUCCAGUUCCCUGAACUCUUCCACGAGAUUCUGAUGAAAAACCAAGUCCUCCACCUGGAUCCACCGUUGCAAUUCGCGCGCGCAAGCUGGUUCUCCCACUUUGAUGCAUGGCUCGGCGUAAUUUGCAAUCUAGAAAAGAUCAAACCCUCGCGUUACCAGAUCUCCAUCGUCGUGCAAAAUGUUCGCCUGUCCGAAGUCUGUUUCUCCAACCUCCCGCAAACUUGCACCGAUGAGCUCAAUGAAGUCUACAAUGUUGUCGAGUCGAGAGUGAAGGAUGUCUCCGAGUAUGUCGAUAAGUGGCUGCAGUUCCAAUCACUUUGGGAUCUUCGGUCUGAGCAGGUCUACGAGAUCCUGGGAGAUGAUCUGUCUCAAUGGCUUCAGCUUCUUCAGGAAAUCAGAAAGAGUCGGGCUACAUUCGAUACUUCUGAAGUCAGCCGCGGCUUCGGAAACAUCAGGAUUGAUUACGAGCAAGUUCAAACCAAGGUCAAUGCCAAAUACGACCAGUGGCAGCACGAGAUCCUCGUGAAGUUCGGUUCCAAGCUUGGCGGCCGCAUGAGAGAGGUUCAUUCCGAGAUUGCUGCUGCCCGCAGGGACUUGGAAGGCCAAACCCUGGAGGCCUCUUCGACGGCGCAUGCCGUGUCUUUCAUUACCAUUGUUCAGCAGUGCAAACGGAAGACUCGAGUCUGGGAGCCCGAGGUCGAUCUCUUCCGCCAAGGUCAAACCACACUCGCCCGCCAACGCUACCAGUUCCCGUAUGACUGGCUUCAUGUUGAGAAUGUUGAUGGUGAAUGGGCAGCCCUCAACGAGCUGCUCAGCCGCAAGAGCAAAAUUGUCAACGAGCAAACCGAAGGCCUGCGUGCAAAGAUUAGCGCUGAAGACCAUGUUAUUGCCGGCAAGAUUGCUGAAGUUAUUGGCCAAUGGAAUGAUGAGAAGCCGGUUUCUGGCACUAUUCCACCUGAGGAAGCAUCUCGUACCCUAAGCUCUUUCCAGUCUCGCCUCGAGGCUCUCCAGUCUGAGUUUGAGAUGGUGUCAAAGGCCAAGGAAGCUCUUGAUCUUCCCCCAAGUUCCGAGUCAUCACUGCCCCCUAUCCUUGAGGAGGUCCAGGACUUCAUGUCUGUCUGGGCUGCUCUAGCAACUAUCUGGAAUAGCCUCAAUGACCUGCGCGAUGGGCUGUGGACCAGCGUGCAACCCAGAAAACUCCGACAGUCUCUCGACAAUUUGAUCAAAAUGACCAAGGAGAUGCCCAGUCGCAUGAGACAAUAUGCUGCCUUUGAACACAUUCAGAAUGUUCUUCGACAGUUGCUGAAAGUGAACUCCCUUUUGUCAGACAUGAAAUCUGAAGCCGUCAAGGAAAGACACUGGCACAAAAUUUACAAGAGUCUUAAACCCGACAAGCGUUUCUCUCUUGUCUCUUUGACUCUUGGUGAUGUCUGGGAUCUACAACUUGCGUCAAGCGAUUCCAUCAUUCGUGGUAUCAUCGCACAGGCACAGGGUGAGAUGGCAUUAGAGGAAUUCCUGAAGUCUGUUCGCGAGACUUGGCAAAACUAUUCUCUGGACCUGGUCCACUAUCAGAACAAAUGCCGCCUGAUCAAAGGCUUUGACGAUCUUUUCGCCAAAUGCAGCGAGAAUCUGAACUCCCUCCAGGCCAUGAGACAUUCUCCGUACUACAAAGAAUUCGAAGAAGAAGCCACAGCAUGGGAAGAUAAACUGAACCGAGUCCAUGUUCUUUUCGACGUCUGGAUCGAUGUCCAGCGACAAUGGGUCUAUCUGGAAGGCGUCUUCACCGGCAACGCCGACAUCAAGCAUCUUCUUCCUUUGGAAUCGGGACGUUUCCAGAAUAUUAAUUCCGAAUUCUUUACUGUCAUGAAGAAGGUGUACAAGUCACCCUUCGUUUUGGAUAUUCUCGCAAUUGUCGAUGUCCAGAAGUCCUUGGAGAGACUGGCUGAUUUGCUCAACAAAAUCCAAAAGGCGCUUGGUGAAUACUUGGAGCGCGAACGUGUCUCGUUCCCUCGCUUCUACUUUGUUGGAGAUGAGGAUCUGUUGGAGAUUAUUGGUAACAGUAAUGACAUCUUCCGCGUCGCCAAGCAUUUCAAGAAGAUGUUUGCUGGAAUGUCAGGCCUUGUCAUGGAUGACGAUAACAACAUUGUCGCAUUCACCUCCAAGGAGGGCGAAGAAGUCCGUUUGAAGAAAGAGGUCAACCUCCUCAAGACUCCUCGGAUCAAUGACUGGCUCUCCGCGCUAGAGACAAGCAUGAAGUUAACUCUGGCAGAGCUUCUCGGCGAGGCCGUUGAACAAUUCGGAGUUCUUUACCAUAGCAGCGAUGUGGAUCCAACGGGUUUCAGUGACUUCUUAUCUAACUACCCGGCUCAGAUUGUGGUCCUCGCUAGUCAGGUCACUUGGACCAACGCAGUGCAACAUUCCUUGGAAGAAGGGGGUACAACUCUCCCCGCGUUGCACGGUUCCGAAGUUCGGAUACUUGAGUUGCUGGCUGCCACGGUGCUUGGUGAACUCGAUCCGAUCACCCGCAAGAAGUGUGAGCAUAUGAUCACGGAAUUCGUUCACCAGCGCGACUGCAUCUCCAAGCUUAUAAGUCUUAAUGCUACGACACCCACGCACUACCAUUGGCUUCUCCAGAUGCGUUAUGUCUUCAACAAUUCAGGCGAUUUCUUGGAGCGCCUGUAUGUCCACAUGGCCAACGCUAAGCUCGCCUACGGAUUCGAGUAUCUGGGUGUGCCUGAGCGUCUUGUCCGCACGCCUCUCACAGAUCGUUGUUUCCUCACCCUUACUCAGGCUCUUUGCCAGCGACUGGGUGGCUCGCCGUAUGGCCCUGCUGGUACCGGAAAGACUGAGUCAGUCAAAGCAUUGGGCCUGCAACUUGGACGUUUCACCCUUGUCUUCUGUUGUGAUGACACUUUCGAUUUCCAAGCAAUGGGUCGGAUUUUCCUCGGUAUCUGCCAGGUCGGUGCGUGGGGUUGCUUUGACGAGUUCAACCGUCUGGAAGAACGUAUUCUGUCAGCUGUCUCCCAGCAGAUUCAGAACAUCCAAAUUGGUUUGAAGACUGGCGGGGAGGGCGAGAAGUCCCAAAUUGAACUGGUCGGGAGACGGCUUGCUGUGAACUCCAACACCGGAAUUUUCAUUACCAUGAACCCUGGUUACGCUGGCCGUUCCAACUUGCCAGACAACUUGAAGAAGCUGUUCCGCAGUGUUGCCAUGUCUAAACCUGAUAAGGAACUAAUUGCGGAAGUGAUGCUUUUCUCCCAAGGUUUCAAGCAGGCCAAGCCUCUCUCCAAGCAGACAGUUCCCUUCUUCGACCACUGUGCUUCCCGACUCUCGAAACAGGCUCAUUAUGACUUUGGACUCCGUGCAUUGAAGAGUGUGCUUGUUAGCUCCGGUGGUCUUAAGCGCGCUCGUCUUGCCAACGCCGAAGGGGAGCUAGGCCCCGACGAUGUUAUCGAGCCUCAAAUUAUUGUCCAAAGUCUCCGGGAGACAAUCGCUCCUAAGCUUAUCAGAGAAGACGUGGAGAUCAUGAUGGAAAUUCAGGUGGAAGACUUCGCUGGCGUGGAUUAUGUGCCUGCCAGCUUCGAGAAACUCACCCAGGCGAUCCGUGACAUUGCUACCAAAGAGCAACAUCUCGUCGACAGUGAGAUGUGGAUCACUAAGGCACUGCAACUCUACCAAAUCCAAUGCAUCCACCACGGUGUCAUGAUGGUUGGCAACGCGUUGAGGGCAUUGAGGGGGGUCUCCCACAUCAUCGACUCCAAGGUCAUGUCUAAGGAGUCUCUCUAUGGUAACCUUGACAGCACUACCCGCGAAUGGACGGACGGUCUCUUCACUGGGAUUCUUAGAAAGAUCGUGGACAACCUGCGAGGCGAGGACAGCAAACGCCAUUGGAUUGUUUUCGAUGGAGAUGUUGACCCUGAGUGGGUUGAGAACUUGAACAGUGUUCUAGAUGACAACAAACUCCUCACUCUUCCCAACGGAGAACGUCUCAAUCUGCCUCCCAAUGUUCGCAUUAUGUUCGAAGUUGAAAGCUUGAAGUAUGCCACGCUCGCCACCGUCAGUCGUUGCGGUAUGGUGUGGUUCAAUGCCGACACUGUGACUCCAACCAUGAUGAUUUCCAACUACGUUGAAAGCCUCAGGACGAAGACAUUCGAAGACCUGGAUGAAGACAGCGCACCUGCAGGAACAGCAGCAGUCCGGACGCAGGAUGCCCAGGACACAGUUGCAACAAUUCUCAAACAGUUCCUGGAAGUCGAUGACCUGGUUCUUAAGGCUUUGGAGGAAGCCAAGAAAUACAACCAUAUCAUGGAAUUUACGGAUAUCCGUGCUCUCAACACUCUCUUCAGCUUGUUGAACAAGGCCUGCCGAAACAUCCUCGAAUACAAUGUCCAGCAUCCAGACUUCCCUCUGGACCCUGAACAGAUCGAGUCCUAUAUGUCCAAGAAGCUUCUUCUGACACUGGUCUGGUCUUUCACCGGUGAUUGCCCACUAAAUGACCGCAAGGCAUUCGGAAAAUACAUCACCGGAAUGUCUACUAUCGAUCUUCCGCCGGACGGCGAUUCAUCUCUUAUUGACUACGAUGUCAUUCUUCCCAAGUCUGACUGGACCAGCUGGCAGUCACAGGUGCCCACGAUUGAUAUAAACACACAUUCCGUCACUCAAACCGACGUCAUCAUUCCCACGGUCGAUACUGUCCGCCAUGAGGAUGUGCUAUAUUCGUGGCUUGCUGAGCAUAAGCCCUUGUUGCUUUGUGGUCCUCCUGGAUCCGGUAAGACCAUGACAUUGUUCGCCGCGCUCCGGAAGCUCCCGAACAUGGAGGUUGUCGGUCUCAAUUUCUCGAGUGCCACCACACCUGACCUCUUGAUCAAGACCUUUGAGCAGUACUGUGAGUACAAGAAGACUCUUAAUGGCGUGGUAAUGUCUCCGAACCAGAUCGGCCGCUGGCUUGUCAUUUUCUGUGACGAAAUCAACCUUCCAGCCCCUGAUCGCUAUGGCACUCAGCGCGCUAUCUCCUUCCUGCGCCAACUUGUGGAGCAGAAUGGCUUCUGGAGAACUACUGAUAAGACAUGGGUCACUCUGGAUCGCAUUCAAUUUGUUGGUGCCUGUAACCCUCCUACGGAUGCUGGUCGUACGCCGAUGGCCGAAAGAUUCCUGCGUCACGCGCCCCUAAUCAUGGUUGACUACCCCGGUGAAAUCUCUCUCAACCAGAUUUAUGGCACGUUCAACUCUGCUGUGCUUAAGAUCCUUCCGUUGCUACGUGGAUACUCCGAGGCCCUCACUAGGGCUAUGGUUCAGUUCUACCUCGAGUCCCAAUCCCGCUUCACGCCCCAAAUCCAGCCACACUACGUGUACUCGCCUCGUGAGCUCACCAGAUGGGUUCGCGGUUUGUACGAGGCCAUCAAACCACUUGAAACUCUUACUGUUGAAGGCCUGGUCCGCAUUUGGGCGCACGAAGCCCUGCGUCUAUUCCAGGACAGACUCGUGGAUGAAGACGAGAGAGCUUGGACUGCAGACGCUAUUCGCCGGAUUGCCUUGGAACAUUUCCCUACAAUCGAUGACCAAGAAGCACUCAAGGGCCCGAUCCUGUUCUCCAACUGGCUGUCUAAGAACUACGUGCCUGUCGAACAGGAGAGUCUACGUGACUUCGUGAAGGCACGUCUAAGAACCUUCUGCGAAGAAGAGGUGGAUGUUCCGCUUGUGUUGUUCAACGAUGUCCUUGAGCACGCGCUACGUAUCGAUCGAGUCUUCCGCCAGCCCCAAGGUCAUCUCAUUCUUAUCGGUGUGAGCGGAAGUGGAAAGACAACCCUAUCUCGCUUCGUCGCUUGGAUGAAUGGUCUGAAGGUCUUCCAGAUCAAGGUACACGGAAAGUACUCUUCGGAAGAUUUCGAUGAUGAUCUUCGCAGCGUUCUUCGCCGGGCAGGAUGUAAGGGCGAAAAGAUCUGUUUCAUUAUGGACGAAUCAAACGUCCUUGACUCUGGGUUCCUGGAACGCAUGAACACUUUGCUUGCAAACGCAGAAGUCCCUGGUCUCUUCGAGGGCGAUGAAUUCUCCUCCUUGAUGACUGCUUGUAAAGAGGGUGCCCAGCGUCAAGGCUUGCUCCUGGAUUCCCAGGAGGAGCUAUACAAGUGGUUCACGUCGCAAAUUGUGAAGAACCUGCACGUUGUGUUUACCAUGAACCCGCCAGAGGAGGGCCUGUCUUCGAAGGCAGCUACUAGUCCCGCAUUGUUCAACCGUUGUGUGCUGAACUGGAUGGGUGACUGGUCUGACCAAGCCCUGUUCCAGGUUGGCUCCGAGCUCACUCAAUCGGUCGACCUGGACAAGCCAAACUUCGUCUCGCCUGAUAGCAUCCCAGUGGCGUACCGCGAGUUGGCUCUCCCGGCAUCACACAGAGACACUGUUGUCAACUCCAUGGUUUAUAUUCACCACUCUUUGCAUCGCUUCAAUGGGCGGCUUCAGAAGCAACAGGGCCGGGCGACUUUCCUUACCCCUCGCCAUUAUCUCGACUUUGUUGCGCAGUACGUCAGGCUAUUCAACGAGAAACGGGAGGAUCUCGAGGAACAACAGCGCCACUUGAACAUUGGUCUCGAAAAACUCCACGACACCGUCGACAAAGUGAGCGACCUUCGAGCUAGUCUCGCAGAAAAGAAGACACAAUUGGAGAAGAAAGACACGGAAGCAAACGAGAAAUUGCAGCGUAUGGUCGCUGACCAGCAGGAGGCGGAACAGCGGAAGCACGUUUCAUUGGAAGUGCAGGCAGCGUUGGAGAUACAAGAGAAGGAAGUGGCAACUCGGAAAGAAGUUGUCCUGAACGACCUGGCCCGGGCUGAACCCGCCGUCCUGGAAGCCCAGAAGAGUGUCAGCAACAUCAAGCGUCAACACCUCACUGAAGUUCGAUCCAUGGGUAACCCUCCGGCCAGCGUCCGACUUGCGCUGGAAGCCGUAUGCACACUCCUCGGUCAUACCGUCGACAGUUGGAAAACAAUCCAAGGUCUCAUUCGUCGGGAUGAUUUUAUUGCCAGUAUCGUCAACUACGACAAUGAGCGCCAGAUGACGCGCAGGCACCGUACCAAGAUGCAGAAUGAGUUCCUCUCGAAGGAAGACUUCACAUAUGAGCGAGUCAACCGCGCUAGUAAGGCUUGUGGUCCUCUGGUGCAAUGGGUCGAAGCCCAGGUUAACUACUCUGCAAUUCUUGAUCGUGUUGGUCCUCUGCGCGAGGAGGUGGAUCAACUCGAGGAGCAGGCCCUGCAAACCAAGGCCGAAGCUCAGGCCAUCGAAAAUACCAUCAACGACCUUGAAAGCAGCAUCGCUACCUACAAGGCCGAGUACGCGGCCCUUAUCAGUGAGACGCAGGCGAUCAAGACCGAGAUGAGUCGAGUUCAGUUCAAGGUCGAUCGCAGUGUCCGUUUGCUCGAUAGUUUGUCCUCUGAGCGUGUCCGCUGGGAAGACGGGAGCAAGUCAUUCGAAACUCAGAUCAGCACCCUUGUUGGUGAUGUCCUCAUUGCAGCUGCAUUCCUUGCAUAUGCUGGUCUGUACGAUCAGCAAUUCCGUAAGGCAAUGACUGAGGACUGGCUCCACCAACUGGGGGCCUCCGGCAUUCACUUCAAGCCCCACAACCCCAUCACGGAAUACUUGUCCAAUGCUGAUGAGCGUCUAACCUGGCAGAGUCAUUCUCUUCCCGUCGAUGACCUUUGCACGGAGAACGCCAUCAUUCUCAAGAGAUUCAACAGAUACCCGCUUAUUGUUGAUCCAUCUGGUCGUAUUACAGAAUUCUUACAGAAGGAAAGCAAAGAACGCAAGCUUACUGUCACGAGCUUCUUGGACGAUUCCUUUGAUGCCGAGCACCUGGAUCCUAUUCUCAAUCACGUUCUCAACAAGGAAUACCAGAAGACUGGUGGCCGUGUCCUCAUUCAAUUGGGCAAGCAAGAAAUCGAUUUCUCGCCAUCCUUCAAGCUCUUCCUAUCGACCCGGGAUCCAUCUGCCUCGUUCCCGCCGGAUAUUUGCAGUCGUACCACCUUCGUCAACUUCACUGUUACCCAGAGCAGCUUGCAAACGCAGUCUUUGAAUGAUGUCCUGAAAUUCGAGAGGCCCGAUGUGGAUGAACGCCGCAACAAUCUCGUCAAAAUGCAAGGAGAGUUCAAGGUCCACCUUCGACAACUCGAGAAGCGUCUCUUGCAAGCUCUCAACGAGUCCCGUGGUAACAUUCUCGAUGAUGACAAUGUCAUUGAAACUCUCGAGACUCUAAAGAAGGAAGCUGCGGAUAUUUCUUUGAAGAUGGACCAGACUGAAGGCGUUAUGCUCGAGGUCGACAACGUGACGCAGAACUACAGCAUCAUUGCCCGUUCAUGCAGCGCCGUCUUUGCGGUUCUAGAACAGCUUCACCACAUCAACCACUUCUACCAGUUCUCUCUGCAGUACUUUGUCGAUAUUUUCAACUCUGUUCUCUACCAGAACAAACGCCUUGCUCAAGAGAAGGACCAUGCUGCGCGUGUCCAAAUUAUUCUUAGGGACUUGUUUAUCAACACCUAUCAACGAACCUCACUGGGUCUCGUUCAAAAGGAUCGCAUCACACUUGCCAUCCUGCUUGCUCAAGCUACUCCCUUCCCAAUGGAUAGGACCAUUCUCGACCGCGUCCUAGAUGAGACAGUAGAGGGCACGGAUCUUUCAACCGUCGUGGACGCCCGCGACCAAGUGAUGACGAAGUUGGCCAACAUGUCCCUCUUCAAAGAGCAUGUUCCAAACGUCGCGCAAGAACAGUGGGAUCGCUUCUUCGGCGAGGAGCUUGCAGAGAACUUCAUUCCGGUUAUGUGGGACGAGAGUGUCUCGCAACUCGACCAGCUCCUUCGGUCCUUGCUCCUUGUCAAGAUUUGCCGCAUGGACCGAUUUGUGCCCACCGCCGAGCGUUUCAUCGGGGCGGUGUUCGGCCGCGAGCUCUUCGAGGGCGGCGCCGAUUUAAAGGAUGUAGUUGACCAAGUCACUGCAACCAGGCCCAUCGCGCUCAGCUCCAGCCCUGGCUUCGAUGCCAGUUACAAGGUCGACGCUCUUGUCGAAGCCACACGCGCAACCUGCGCCAACAUCGCCAUGGGUUCUAACGAAGGUCUCGAAAGCGCCGACAAGGCCAUCAGCAACGCAGCCGCGGUCGGUAACUGGGUGCUGGUCAAGAACGUCCAUCUGGCGCCCGCUUGGCUACAGAGUCUUGAGAAGCGACUGGAUUCCCUCAAGCCACACAAGGAAUUCCGCCUCUUCUUGUCCAUGGAGUCUCAGCCCUAA